This is a messenger RNA of Diorhabda carinulata, 1108 nucleotides long. RefSeq names its product elongation of very long chain fatty acids protein 7-like. Gene Ontology annotation, biological process: fatty acid elongation, monounsaturated fatty acid; fatty acid elongation, polyunsaturated fatty acid; fatty acid elongation, saturated fatty acid. The coding region runs from base 117 to 902 and encodes 261 amino acids. The record is from RefSeq and is a predicted model, not a curated record. NCBI's taxonomy places the organism in Eukaryota, Metazoa, Arthropoda, Insecta, Coleoptera, Chrysomelidae. Gene Ontology annotation, molecular function: fatty acid elongase activity. Gene Ontology annotation, cellular component: endoplasmic reticulum membrane. The transcript has 5 exons.
AUUCUCAUUUUUACUGUUCUUACAAUGGUUAUUCCAUUUUUGUAAAACGAAUCUAGAUUUUCAUUUCAAUUACACAAAAAUACAUUUAUUUAAUAUUUUUCAAACUUCUUACAAUAAUGGCUAAUAUACUAGAAAGAGUUCGAAAUAUAUAUAUGGAGGAUUUCAAGAAUUUCAGAGAUCCCAGGAACGAAGAUUCGUUUUUAUCUACGUUUCCUUUUUAUAUCACAUUCGUAGUGUUGUACAUAUCUACAGUUAAAUACAUUGGACCGGCAUUUAUGAAUAAAAGGCAACCUUUCAAUCUCAGAAAUAUUUUGAUUGUUUAUAACUCUAUUCAAAUAAUUGUCAACUUAUAUAUAUUUUACGAGUCUUUUAUAAUAAUCAAAGAUUCCCCAAGUUAUAUAUGUAUACAGUCUGGAAAACCUGAAUGGUUUAACUCAUGCCAGCGACAUUAUUUGUACCUCAAAAUGUUUGACUGUACUGAAACCGUUUUUUUUGUACUAAGGAAAAGCUAUAGGCAGAUAAGUUUUCUUCACGUAUAUCAUCACUGUAUAAUAUUAUAUGCGGCGUGGUGUGGUUAUACAUAUUACUGGGGAGAUAAUGUAACGAUUGUUCCUCUGUUGAACAGCUUUGUUCAUUCAUUGAUGUUUUUUUAUUACUUACUGACUUCUGUCAAUGCCAAAUGGAAAGAAAAUUUGAGAAUGAAAAAAACUAUCACAAAAAUACAAAUAAUUCAACUAAUAACAAUGUGUCUACAUAACGCUAUCUCAAUCUCACUUACCGAUUGUGAAGGUAGCUUAAAAGUCUUACCUGGAUUAAUGUGGAUUUUUAACAAUAUUAUCAUGGUCUACUUGUUUUUAAACUUUUAUAAAAAAGCCUACUUGAAUAAUAAGAAGAAGGAAUAAUGAAAUAAUAAAAAAAACCUAUUACCCUAUAAUACAAAUAAAGAAAUAUAAUUUUUAAAGAAUCCUUAAUGUGAAUAAAUUAUUAUCGAUGUUAAGUUAACUUUUAGUUUAAAUUGCAAUACUUGCAAAGUGAUUCUGACAAAUGAGGAUAAACAAGAAAUUGGAGGACUGCCUCUUGAUAUCUAAUAUAUGAACAAUAUAUAUAA